Molecule: messenger RNA, 3540 nt
Organism: Oncorhynchus mykiss (rainbow trout)
Lineage: Eukaryota; Metazoa; Chordata; Actinopteri; Salmoniformes; Salmonidae
Biological process (GO): rRNA processing
Cellular component (GO): preribosome, small subunit precursor; nucleus
Source: RefSeq, a predicted model, not a curated record
UCAUCAUCAUGCGACGAGCGGAAACGCAUGCGGAAAGCGCAGAGAGGAAUGUGUCUCUGCUAGGCAAAACGUGUUUCUACGUUAAUUUGUUGGAAACAUGGCGCCGGUACAACAAGAACCAGAGAUCCAGUUCGCUCAAAGAUUGGCUUCUAAUGAGAGGCCCAUGCGAACAAAAGCCAUCAAGAAGCUAAGAAAAUAUAUUCGUGUUAGGUCACAGAAAAUCCAAGGUGGGUUUGAAGGUGACGAGUUACUCAAACUAUGGAAAGGCCUCUUUUAUUGCCUGUGGAUGCAGGACAAGCCACUUCUUCAGGAGGAGCUGUCGAAUCAGAUCUCUGGCCUGAUACACAGCUUCCAGAACAUCCAGAGCCAGUUUAUGUUUCUGGAGACCUUCCUGCAGACCAUCAAAAGAGAAUGGACCGGCAUUGACAGGCUUCGCAUGGAUAAGUUCUUCCAGCUGGUUCGUUUCGUGUUCAGGAACACUUUUGAGAUGAUGAAGAGGAAAGAAUGGGAGACCAGUGUGGUGACCAGGUUUCUGGAGCUCCUGACUGCCCAGGUCCUCCACAGCUCCAGCGGAGCUCCCUGUGGAUUACAGUUCCACAUACUGGACAUCUAUAUGACUGAGCUGGCUGCAGUCGGCUCAGCUGAGCUCACAGCGGCUCAGAACAUGACAUUCAUCGACCCUUUCUGCAAAACAGCGUCUAAAACGAAAGAUCGCAUCUUGCUCAAGGCUAUCUGCAGCAGCAUUUUCAGCGCCAUCGUGGACCAGGCUCCCUUUGCCAUCGAAGACCUGUUGAAGGAAGUGAAGGCUACAGGUGGAGGGGCUGAGGAGUCCGACUCGGGACAGGCUUCUGAAGAGGAGGGGCUAGAGAAAGAUCCCCCCAAGGGCAAAAAAACUGCAAAGGAAGCCCUCAAGAAAACCACUGGAGGGCAGACCAACGGUACUGUAUCAACUGAGGAAGAAGAUGAUGAUGAUGAGGAUGGUCUGGGCGAUGAAGACGAUGACGAAAUGCUUCAUAUGGAGAGUGACUCUGAGUCUGAGAUGCCAGAUGACGCGGGGAUCGGACCUGUUCUCCAGUUUGACUACCUUAGCCUGGCAGACAGGCUGUUUGGGCUAGCCAGACGCAGCAACACCCCUAGCCACAACAGACAGAGACUGUACAAAGUCGUCAAGACUCUCCGGGAUCUCAGUGAAGGAGUCUUUCCACAGGAUGAGUACCCAGAGGAGGUGUCGACAGAUGAGGAUGAUGAUGAAAUGUUUGGCAGCAGAAAGAGGAUGAAACGAGGACGAGGCUUCGGGGAGGAGGAGGAAGAAGAGAGCUCACCAGCCAAGAAAUGGAAAGGCAAGAAAAAAGACUCCAAAGCAAGAACGUCUGACCAGACUGCCGCAACAGAUGACAGCAAACCAGCAGAGACUCCCGGAGACUCCAAUAACAAGAAGAAGAAGAAGAAGAGGAGGAAGAAGACGACUGGAGAGGUGAAGACUGAAGAGCAGAACGGGGUGGCGGCGAAGUCGGAGGUUAAGGUUGAGAAGGACACAACUCCUGCUUCUGUACCGCAGAUGACAGACUCUAAAGAAGCAGAGACGGAGCCCUCUAUCCCAGCCAAGGGCACCGAUACAGGAGCGUCUCUCCUGAAGGAGAAGGCAAAGGUGGUAGCCAUGGAGACAGGGGUCCAAUCAGGAACUCCACAGGAUGUAGUGGUAGGUAACCUGUCAUCUGUCACAGUCAUGGAGGUAGACCAGAAGAAACAAUCAGAAACUCCGGUACCAGACGCCACAUCUUCCAAGAAGAAAAAUAUCAAGAAGUCCAAAACGCCUGCACCGAAGCAGAAGGAAGAGGUAGCAGAACCAGCAAAGUCUGCCCCUGAGACUGCUACUACCACCCCAAGCAGGAGAAAAAAUACCAAGCAGGAGCCUGAGGAGCAGACCACCGUAGAGGAAGUUGAAAUGGCGUUAGAAACAGUAGACGAGACCACGGCCACCCCACCGAAGAAUAAGAGGAGGAGGAGGAGGAACAAGGUUAAACGGAACGCUGAGACAGACACAACACAGGUGGACCUUGAACCAGACUCUACCCCAGCCGAGGAGCCUCCAGUUGACCUCCGCAUCGCUGCCACUCCCCUGAAAAAGAAGAAACUAAAGGUGGCAAAGGCGGGAGAGGAGAGCGCCGGGGGUGAAACACGGCCAGGAACUGAAGCAGACGUCCUUGUUGUAGACACCAAGGUGGAGCCGGCGUGUGUCGCUACAUCAACCUCGCUCAAGAAGAAGAAGAAGAAACAUGCCACGGCCGAAGAACAGAGUGUAGAGGCCGAAUGUCAAACCCCGCCGAAAGCAGACGCAAACCUCACACUGAUCGACGCUGAGGUACAGACGCUGGAGGCCGCCACACCUACCCCACUCAAGAAUAAGAAACAUGCCACGGCUGAGGUACAGACGCUGGAGGCCGCCACACCUACCCCACUCAAGAAGAAGAAACAUGCCACGGCUGAGGUACAGACGCUGGAGGCCGCCACACCUACCCCACUCAAGAAGAAGAAACAUCCCACGGCUGAGGUACAGACGCUGGAGGCCGCCACACCUACCCCACUCAAGAAGAAGAAACAUGCCACGGCUGAGGUACAGACGCUGGAGGCCGCCACACCUACCCCACUCAAGAAGAAGAAGAAGAGCUCUGGACUGGUAGCGCAGGAGCUAGAGACCACGACAGUGGAGGAGAGCGUGUCAGAGGAGCAGCCUACAGAUGCUGACCUGGACACGUCCCUGAAGAAAGGGAAGAAGAAGAGGAAGGUCCCGGUAGUGAUAGAGUUCGAGGCUGAGGUCAACGGGAUGGCUGGAGGCAAGAAAGCCAAACUGAGCAACGACAGCAGAGAGCUUUCCACGCCGGUGAGCGCCAAGAAAACAAAAAAAAUGACGCCCAAGAAGGCAGGGGCGGAGUCUGACUUCAUCACGUUCCAGAACCAUGCCACCAUCCCUACUCCCCUUUUCUUCAAGACCACCAAGGGAAGUCCCAGCACACCGCUAUCCAGCAAGAAGAAGAAGUGUCCGACUCCAAAGUCCGAAUCCAAGAAGGUUACCUUUGGACUCAAUAAAAACAAAACCGCAGGAUCCCCAGAGUUCAGGAAGACUGACCGCAGCCUGCUGGUGAGUCCAGAGGGGUCGUCCCGAGUGCCCUUUGACCCCCAGCAGAAGCCCCUGUUUGGGGUCCUGAAGUCCCCAGAGGCCUCUCUUACCAAAAGCACUAAGAAGACCAAGAGCACCCUGAAAACCACCCCCAAACGCCCCACCGCGGCUGACUUCUUCUAGUCUUCUGUGAGGAGACUGGUGAGACAGAUGACCGUCCCACCCCCACUGUUUGUCUGCCAGGAAUAUAUAAUUAUAAACUGAAUAUCCACAGAUUCCCCCGUUGGGAAGAGAGUGAUCUUGAUAUACAAAUGUUUUUUUUGUUUUUUUUUGUCAUUUCAAACUUCCGUGUUUUGCUGUUCUGUGGGUGAGCAAGUUUUCAAAUAAAGACUCACUUCCUCAUUUUAGUGAACCUGUCGAAC